Drosophila biarmipes is the source of this 916-nucleotide messenger RNA. RefSeq lists its product as uncharacterized. Bases 175 to 747 code for a protein of 190 amino acids. Lineage: Eukaryota; Metazoa; Arthropoda; Insecta; Diptera; Drosophilidae. The transcript has a single exon. The record is from RefSeq and is a predicted model, not a curated record.
CGGAAGCCUUGCCUCUUCUGUCAUAACCCACACUGAAAUGGUUCCAAAACGAGUUGAUCAACACUAAAUUAGACGUUUUCGCAGUCGAACAUCUUAAAUCGUAGGAAAACUAUGCCAGAGAGAUAGAAACACCUGAAAAAUCAGUGAAAAUUAAACAGAUCUAACAGGAGAGCAAUGCUGCUGAUGGACGCCUUGUUUAACAGCCUGCUGGUGGUCAGUUCGGGCUAUGCGAUGUACACCCUGCACCCCCUGGAGACGCCCUACGGCUAUGCCACGGCGGCCCUGAGCCUGGUCCACGGCCUCCUGGGGGUGGUGCGGGCGGCGGGCAACGACGACGAUGAGUGCAACCGGGUGCGAUUGAUAACGUCGGGCAUCAUGGAGAUAGUGCCGCUGCCCCUGACCAAUAUCGAGCUGUACCUGAAGUCGAGCAAUCCCAGCUUGGCCCUGGCCCACGGCAGCUUUGUGGUGCCAUUGGUCUAUGAUCUGAUGGCCAAGAUGGCUGACAACGAGGACACCUCCACGGAGACGCUCAAGGAACUCACACUGCUGGGCAACGUGGUGUCCCUGCUCUUCCUGGGUGUCAAUCAGUCCAGCAAUCUCUACGGCGGCAUGGCGGCCAUCGCCUUUGCAGCCCGCUACGGUUCCGUAAUCCUCGACUAUUACUGGGAGGGACUGGGCUCCGAUUUCACCCUGCUGGCCCACUCCAUGUUCGUCGUUCUGAUGACCAUGACCCUCGCGGCCAAGUGAUGGGGAAUCGACCCCCCAGAUGACAACCCCCAAAACCAUCCAAAAACCAAGGCCAGCGGUGCGGUUCGUUGGCUUUCAGCUCAAUAAACUUGCAAUUAAUGUUGGCAAAUUAAAAUGCAAAAAUAAACAUUAAUUGUUUUGUCACACUCGCAGCACGACCAAAAAACCA